AUGCGUCUCUGGGGUAUUGCAGAUAUUCAUCUGUCGUUCAAAAGUAAUCGAGAGGAGUGGGGCAAGCUUCAAUCCAAAGGGCCAGAUGACGGCUUGAUCCUUGCUGGAGACGUGGGUGAAACCAUUGAGACUCUUAACGAGGCAUUCAGGGUCGCGAAGCUGAAGUUCAAGCAUGUCUUCUGGGUCCCCGGCAACCAUGAGCUGUACACUUCAAAGUCCGCAAAGGAGAAUGAAAUGCACCUUCGGGGCGAGGCCAAGUACAUGGCUUGCAUCAAGGCCGCCAAACAGCACGGCGUGCUCACUCCCGAGGACGACUAUAUGACCUGGGUUUACGAAGACGAUGAAGGCUACCAAGUGGCGGCCGUCAUCUGCCCCAUCUUCACACUCUACGACUACAGCUUUCGACCAGCAAAUGUCACGCGAGAGGGCGCGUUGGACUGGGCGAUGGAAGAGGGCAUCAAGGCUACUGACGAGACUCUGUUACAUUCUGACCCUUACGAGACCCGCGAUGAGUGGUGCCAUCGCCUUGUGUCUGAAACAGAGACCAAAUUGCAGAAGGCCGCGGAGCUGGGCUUCCCACUCGUCAUCAUUAACCAUUGGCCAUUGCGAGAAGAUACUAUUUUUAUUCCGCGUGUGCCACGCUUCAGCUUGUGGUGUGGCACGAAGAAGACAGAAGACUGGCACCUGAAAUACCAUGCCAAAGUGAUCGUAACCGGCCAUCUUCACGUCCGCCGUACUGACUGGAUUGACGGUGUGCGCUUCGAGGAAGUUAGCCUUGGCUAUCCGCGGCAAUGGCAGGAAGCCAAAGACGAAGGCCACAACGUCAACACUCUGCUUCGCGAGAUCCUACCUGGCCCGCCGCCCCCGAAGAAAGGACAGGAGCCCACGACAGUUUGGCGAGGUCGAGGCAGAGGAUGGUCUUUGUCUCACGGAAUGGAGCCACCCCUCAUCCCAUCUAGUCCAACUGCGCGGAUAGGACUGUGA
This is a messenger RNA of Baudoinia panamericana UAMH 10762, 984 nucleotides long. RefSeq lists its product as uncharacterized. The coding region runs from base 1 to 984 and encodes 327 amino acids. The transcript is spliced from 2 exons. The record is from RefSeq and is a predicted model, not a curated record. Gene Ontology annotation, molecular function: hydrolase activity. Lineage: Eukaryota; Fungi; Ascomycota; Dothideomycetes; Mycosphaerellales; Teratosphaeriaceae.